Molecule: messenger RNA, 1383 nt
Organism: Indicator indicator
Lineage: Eukaryota; Metazoa; Chordata; Aves; Piciformes; Indicatoridae
Gene: PPARG
Product: peroxisome proliferator activated receptor gamma
Exons: 6
Coding region: 1-1383 (460 amino acids)
Biological process (GO): negative regulation of inflammatory response; cell differentiation; hormone-mediated signaling pathway
Cellular component (GO): nucleus
Molecular function (GO): zinc ion binding; nuclear receptor activity; RNA polymerase II cis-regulatory region sequence-specific DNA binding
Source: RefSeq, a predicted model, not a curated record
AUGGUUGACACAGAAAUGCCGUUCUGGCCCAUGAAUUUUGGAAUCAGCCCAGUGGACCUGUCUGCCAUGGAUGAUCACACACAUUCCUUUGACAUAAAGCCAUUCACCACUGUUGAUUUCUCAAGCAUUUCUUCACCUCACUAUGAAGAUGUUCCUCUGGCAAGAAUGGAUCAGACAAGCAUUGAUUACAAAUACGAUAUCAAGCUCCAGGAUUGCCAAAGUGCAAUCAAAAUGGAGCCUCCUUCCCCACCCUACUUCUCAGAAAAGGUUCAGCUGUACAACAAACCCCACGAGGAGUCGUCCAACUCCCUGAUGGCGAUCGAGUUCGGUGUUUGGGGAAAUUCAUCUUCACCAGGCUUCUUUCGAAGAACCAUCAGGUUAAAGCUGAUCUAUGACAGGUGUGAUCUGAACUGCCGCAUCCACAAGAAGAGCAGAAACAAAUGUCAGUACUGCAGGUUCCAGAAGUGCCUCGCCGUCGGCAUGUCGCACAACGCCAUCAGGUUUGGGCGAAUGCCACAAGCGGAGAAGGAGAAGCUCUUGGCAGAGAUUUCCAGCGACAUCGAGCAGUUAAACCCCGAAUCUGCUGAUCUGCGAGCGCUUGCCAAGCAUCUCUAUGACUCAUACAUAAAGUCCUUCCCUCUGACCAAAGCCAAGGCGUGGGGCAUAUUGACUGGAUAUGAGUCUCCUUUUGUUAUUUAUGACAUGAACUCUUUAAUGAUGGGAGAAGAUCAGAUCAAGUGCAAGCACGUGUCCCCCCUGCAGGAGGAGAACAAGGAGGUGGCAAUCCGCAUUUUCCAGCGAUGCCAGUUCCGCUCGGUGGAGGCAGUGCAGGAGAUAACAGAAUUUGCCAAGAACAUUCCAGGUUUUGUGAAUCUUGACCUGAAUGAUCAAGUAACUCUCCUGAAAUACGGGGUCCAUGAGAUCAUAUACACCCUGCUGGCUUCUCUGAUGAACAAAGACGGAGUUCUUAUAUCUGAGGGACAAGGAUUCAUGACACGGGAGUUUCUGAAGAGCCUGAGGAAACCUUUUUGUGACUUUAUGGAACCCAAGUUUGAGUUUGCUGUGAAGUUCAAUGCACUGGAAUUAGAUGACAGCGACCUGGCAAUAUUUAUAGCUGUCAUCAUACUAAGUGGAGAUCGCCCAGGUUUGUUAAAUGUGAAGCCCAUUGAAGACAUCCAAGACAACCUGUUGCAAGCCUUGGAGCUCCAGCUAAAGCUGAACCAUCCAGAAUCCUCACAGCUGUUUGCAAAGUUGCUUCAGAAAAUGACGGACCUCAGACAGAUUGUCACAGAGCACGUGCAGCUCUUGCAAGUCAUAAAGAAAACCGAGACAGACAUGAGCCUGCAUCCACUCCUACAGGAGAUCUACAAAGACUUAUAUUAG